AUGUCCCCAGGCUCCACCAGUUAUCCAACUGAUGUCGGCGGCCGAUACAAUGGCGGACCAACUUCUAACGAUCAAUACGGCGCCCCUGCAGGGGGCUUUACAAGCCAAAUGCCUCCAGGCAACGGGCCCGCAGGCUCCACCAGUUAUCCAGCUGAUGUCGGUGGCCGAUACAAUGGCGGACCAACUUCUAACAAGCCAUACGAUCCAUACCAGGCCGAACUCGACCCCAAAGACCCCCCCAAGAGCGUGCUAAAGCGCGAGCAAAGAAAGUCGGAUUUGCUGUUGCUGUGGCUUGUAUCGAAGGUCCCUCUCUGGCACUACAUGCGGCUUUGGCAACACAUCAACUCUGUAGUGAAAGGAGAAGGAACAGGAAAGAGCAAAAAGAGCAGGAGAGACAAGAGAGGAAACAAAAUGCUGGCAUGGGUGGCCGCUAGCUUUUGGGAAAAGGCUGAAGAUUUCGGUGAUAAUGCUAGAAAUAUUUGCGCCUGCGGACUAGCCGUUACUAUGGCUGUCCCGCUUGCUAUAGCCGGCAACUGUUUCGCACGUUGUGGCUUUGAACCAGGAUCCCCAAGAAACAUGUUGGGACGGUGUGUGGAGAAAGGAGCCAAGGCUUGCUGGGGGAUAUACAACCGCGAGCGCGAGUAUACAGCCCGGAAACAAGCCAAGAAACUAGGCCAGGACCAAACUGGGGAGCAAAGAGAGAACCGACCACAGGGCGGGCAAGCGGGUGGUAGCAGGGUUCCUCAUCAUGCGCCUGACAAUGGGCCUACCCGGGGCCCCAACUAG
Molecule: messenger RNA, 786 nt
Organism: Pyricularia oryzae 70-15
Lineage: Eukaryota; Fungi; Ascomycota; Sordariomycetes; Magnaporthales; Pyriculariaceae
Exons: 3
Coding region: 1-786 (261 amino acids)
Source: RefSeq, a predicted model, not a curated record